Messenger RNA from Sorex araneus (European shrew), 813 nucleotides. It is a transcript of the gene SIX6, whose product is annotated as SIX homeobox 6. Gene Ontology annotation, biological process: regulation of transcription by RNA polymerase II; eye development. Bases 76 to 813 code for a protein of 245 amino acids. The record is from RefSeq and is a predicted model, not a curated record. Gene Ontology annotation, molecular function: DNA-binding transcription factor activity, RNA polymerase II-specific; RNA polymerase II cis-regulatory region sequence-specific DNA binding. NCBI's taxonomy places the organism in Eukaryota, Metazoa, Chordata, Mammalia, Eulipotyphla, Soricidae. Gene Ontology annotation, cellular component: transcription regulator complex; nucleus. The transcript has 2 exons.
CCCGCCCGGCCCGCGGGCAGCCGCUGCGUGUCCCGCUCGACGCUCCGAGCCCCCGCGGCCGCCCCCACCGCCUCGAUGUUCCAGCUGCCCAUCCUGAAUUUCAGCCCCCAGCAAGUGGCCGGGGUCUGCGAGACCCUGGAGGAGAGCGGCGACGUGGAGCGGCUGGGUCGCUUCCUCUGGUCUCUGCCCGUGGCCCCUGCGGCCUGCGAGGCGCUCAACAAGAAUGAAUCGGUGCUGCGCGCGCGAGCCAUCGUGGCCUUCCACGGCGGCAACUACCGCGAGCUCUACCACAUCCUGGAGAACCACAAGUUCACCAAGGAGUCGCACGCCAAGCUUCAGGCGCUGUGGCUCGAGGCGCACUACCAGGAGGCGGAGAAGCUGCGGGGGAGGCCCCUGGGGCCCGUGGACAAGUACCGCGUGAGGAAGAAGUUCCCGCUGCCGCGCACCAUUUGGGACGGCGAGCAGAAGACCCACUGCUUCAAGGAGCGCACGCGGCACCUGCUGCGCGAAUGGUACCUGCAGGACCCCUACCCCAACCCCAGCAAAAAACGUGAGCUGGCCCAGGCAACCGGACUGACCCCGACGCAGGUGGGCAACUGGUUCAAAAACCGCCGACAAAGGGACCGGGCGGCUGCAGCCAAGAACAGACUCCAGCAGCAGGUUCUGUCGCAAGGCUCCGGGAGGGUACUGCGGGCCGAGGAAGAAGGCACACCCGAGGUGCUGGGCGCCGCCAGCCCAGCCGCCAGCCUAUCCAGCAAGGCAGCCACUUCGGCCAUCUCCAUCACGUCCAGCGACAGCGAGUGCGAUAUCUGA